GGCGGCGGUGAAAUAGGGCGGUGGAGCGGGGCGCGCUCCCAUGGCCCGGCGGCGGCGGAGGCGGCACGGCGGGGCCGGUGGCCCGGCGGCGGCGGGGCGGCAUGCCGGGGGCGGCUGGGCGGUAGCGGCGGCGCGGAGUCAGUGCCGGAGCGGCGAUGCGGCUGCUCGGCGCCUUCCUGCGGCUGCUGGUGGCCGGGACGCUGGGGGCGCCGCCUGCCCCAGCCCCGGAGGCGCGGGGGACCGCCAGCGCGGAGCCGCCCGUUCUGACCUUUCGGGAGAUCUGGAACCGCAGUUUCUGCCGGCCCCUGGAGCAGCUGGUGGACGUCAUCACCGAGUUCCCCAACGAGGUGGAGUACAUUUUCAGACCCUCCUGCGUCUCCCUGCAGCGCUGCGGAGGCUGCUGUGCGGACGAGGGUCUCCGCUGUGUCCCUGUGGAAACAAGCACGGUCACCAUGCAGCUCCUGAAGAUAAAGCCAAAUGGGGAGGCUCCCUACGUGGAGAUGGCGUUCACCGAGCACAAGCAGUGCGAGUGCAGGCCCCGGCAGGACCUCAUGAGGUUGGGAAGGAGAAGGCCUAAGGGCCGAGGUAAGAGAAGACAAGACAAGAUGAGACGUAAAGGCUGUGAACUAUGUGGCACACCACGCAGGUAGCCUCUGCUCUGCCCCCAGCCUUGCUCCUGCUGCCUGGGUUUGAGCCAGCAGUGUCUUGCCCUGGCAUGAGGAACUUGUGGAGCUGUGUCCCUCCAAGCAGCGGUGGGAGCAGGACUCCAGCAGGGAAAAGCUGACUGGACUCUUGCCUGGCCCUGGCUGGAAUGCAGCCUGCAACUGAAGACUCGCUUCCCCCAUCUGCACCAUCGGCAGCCGGACAAAAGGACCUGUGACCAGGCCCAGGGCUGAAGAUGAGGAGCUCAAGCAGCAUCUUGGUGUUUGAGGACAUCCUGGGGGCAAUGAGGAGCGGAGCUGGUGGAUGUGUUGCUGGAGCUGGCUGGGGACAGCAUCAUGGGGAUGGGUGGAGGCAGUUGGAGGGUUGCAGCUGCAAAACUGCUCUGUCCUGCCAGUGCCCUGCAGCUGCAGAGGAAGGAAACCCGGGGCAGGCAAGGCUGCAGGGCUGCGUCCGUCUGAGCCUUGGCACGGGGCAGCCCAGGAGGGUGUCUGGGAAGCCUUCCUGGAGGGAAGGGGUGGGAAUUGGGGUUGCCAGGGCUCCUCACAUAAUUGCAGCCACAUCCCAGCCUUGCCCUGCUCAAUAAAACCUGGUGGUUGGACGCAGGCACUGGCAGUGUGAGCUCUCCUGUCUGCCCCCCAGCAACUGCAGGCAGGGCUCUUCCCAUGGGCUCUGGCCCAGACUGGAGGAGGGCAGUCCUGCCACAGGCCAGGGCUUGCCCCAGCAGCAACUCCUGCAGCAUCCAAGGGGCUCUCCUUGGUGUGAUGCUGGAGAUGGGCAACCAGUGGGUCAGGACCAGGCUGCUUUCCGGGUUGGGGGCUACCGGUGUGCUGGAGCUCAGGUGGGUGCUAGGAGACCCUUGGGGGAAAUGCCCUUCUCCACCAGACCCUAGCAUGGGGCUGGUACUUCUUAUUCACCAUCCCUAGCCUGUUCUUACCCCAGUCAAAAUGUCUUGCUCACUGUUCUGUGGCUUUCCUUCUCCCUGGCUGGGCUGAUGCAAAGUUAGGGUAGGGGGUACAGGCUGCCUGUGGGCCUUCCCAUCCAAAAAACAUCCCACCAGGGCUCAUUUACUUGGCCUGGUGGCAGGGAUCAUUCUGGGGUGUGCAGGGGACUGGUGGCCCUCACUGAGGCGGCUGUGGCUGCUGCUGUUUCCUGCUUUCCCCGCUCUGCCCAGGUCUGGGGGGCAGGCCAGCCCUUGUUUCUGUGUGCCUCAAGCAGUGCUCCUGGGGCCCCUCUUCUUCCCUUUCAUGUCCCUGCUGCAGGGGUGCUGGGGCUGGUUACCAAAUGCAUCCUGUGCUGCUCCUUGCAAGCUGUACCUGGAGCAGUGCACAUAGCUGGAAACUCUAAGGGUGAGCUGGACACCAGCAUGCUUGUGGGGCACCCCUAGCACGGGGUUAAAACAAAAUCAAGGCUCUCAAAAGCUUCUCAAGGCUCUCAAACUCUCAAAAGCUUCAAGCAAAAGCCAGGAGGGCAAGAUGUGCAAAGGCUUCAGCAUUACCAUCAGAUGAGGUGACCUGUGGUCUAUCCUGCACUGAGGAACAACAGGGGAGCCUGAUGCAGCAGGUGGUGGGGUCCAAGGCAGCUCCUCCCCAUGUCUGACAUAGCAGCCUAUAGCCAGGGCAGGCUCCCUCAGAGCUGUAAUGCUGGUGCUGCUUGGGGCUGGCACAGGGACACUGGGCCUGUGGGCAGGUGAGUGUUCCUGAGAGGAAAAGGGUGAGUGUUGAGGUGAUAUGAACCUCUGUGCUGCCAUCGUGCACAGACUGGCAGAGUUGUGCCCAUGCAGCUGGGCAUAUCCUCCAGGAAGCUUCUCCUUGGCUGCUUCAUGGAUGAGGGGAACUUACUGCUUCGCUUCCCACACCACUCAGGAGCUGUGUGGGCCAUGUGGCACCCUGCCCCAGUGGCCUGUCCUGGUCCGUGUAGGAUCUCCCCAUCCCCAUGUGCUGUUUCAGCCUGGCUGGUUGUGCUUUGAGGCUAAGGAGAAGUGUACGCAGUACUCAAGGGAUGUAUGUGAUGGUUUCUGCGUUGUUUUUAACAGUAAAAGUUUCACCACAGUAGUAUUAAACAUUUAAAAGGGAAGUUACGUAAACCCGAGGAUGUUAACUAAUAAAAGUAACUUUGUCAAGA
Molecule: messenger RNA, 2784 nt
Organism: Strigops habroptila (Kakapo)
Lineage: Eukaryota; Metazoa; Chordata; Aves; Psittaciformes; Psittacidae
Gene: PGF
Product: placental growth factor
Exons: 7
Coding region: 156-650 (164 amino acids)
Biological process (GO): sprouting angiogenesis; induction of positive chemotaxis; positive regulation of angiogenesis
Cellular component (GO): membrane
Molecular function (GO): chemoattractant activity; growth factor activity; vascular endothelial growth factor receptor binding
Source: RefSeq, a predicted model, not a curated record